AUGCCCAGGGUCAACAGCUAUGCGCCAGCCUGGCUGUGUCGGCCCUCGCCUGGCGCCGACCUCUUUACCAGCAGUUCCGUGAAGGACCCUGCGCAGGACCUGCAGAAGGAACCCAACCCUUUUGCGGACAGCGGAGCGACCAGGACCGUCGCAAAGAGAGGGAAUGAAGUUUUCGCUGUGGUUGACAAUGAGAUCCGCUGGUCGAACCUGACGCAUCUGAAGGACCAAUGGCAACAACAGGCGAGACAGAAGAAGAACAAGCAGCACACAAAUGGCUCUAGUCCUCCAUCCUACAGGGUUCUGGCUGUGCCCGUCUACGGGCUCAUCAAACAGAUCCUUCCCUCGCCGAAUGGCGCCUUCCUGGCUAUCGUCACUGAGCACACCGUUCACAUCUCCGUUCUCCCCGACUCCUCGCAUCUGUCGUCCACAGAUACAUCUCCGAUCCGAUUGAAGACCUACCAGCUCGGCCCAACCACCCAUGUCAUCCCAGAAGCACCCGUCGUGUCUGCACUAUGGCACCCGCUAGGCCUGCACACCAACCUUGGUGGGUGUAUCGUCACAAUCACUGCGGACGCCGCUGUGCGUGUAUGGGAGCUGGACCGAAACAACCAUUGGUCUUUUGACCAGCCGACUUUGGCUGUAGAUCUGAAAAAGUUGGUCGAUGGCACCUCGUCCGAUCAGGACUUUGCGCCCUCUGGAUUUGGCAAGAACAAGGGGUUUUCUGCAGACAUCUUCGAUAUGGAAGUCGCAUCGGCUUGUUUUGCUGGGAAUGGAAAUGACAGGGAGGAUGCUUGGGCGCCGAUGACUCUGUGGGUUGCCAUGAAGCCUGGCGACCUCUACGCGCUCUGCCCAUUGCUGCCGUCUAAGUGGCAAGCGCCAUCGGUGACAGUCCCUUCGCUUUCAUCGGCUAUCAUCCCAAAGAUGGCAGCUCUUGAAGAAGCGCCCGAGGACCUAGAGGAGGAGCUGAUCGCAUGCCGACAACAGUAUGACUGGCUGCGCGAGAUUGAUGAACAGGAGCCUCUGGACCCUCCUACCGACUCGGGUACAAUCCAAGGUGCGGAUGUAUUCACUCGUCCGACAAGUCCAAGCGCCAUUCCGCGUCUGCAAGGACCGUUCCGUUUUGAUACCGGAGACGAGCUUGAUGACUUGGACCUUUGCGAUAUUCUGGUCAUUGCUGCCAGGCUUAACGUUGAAGACCUGAUGAUGGGUGAGGACGAGGAGCUGACGGUGGAGACCAAUGACCAGGACAAGUUGUCGGCGACAGUCAUCUGCCUUACCAGCGGGAAUGGCCGCGUCCACAUCUGUCUAGAAUUGGAUGGCAUUGAAGGCCAAUGGCUUCCUAAGGCCAGAAAGAACGCAUUCCGAACGCCACUUUCUGAGCCCGCAGACUUGGUCUUGGUUGAAUCGUUGGACACCAUCAAGACGAGCGGCACAGAGACGGUCACCUGGCCUACUUUCACUAAGGACAUCCACUCUCGUUAUUCCUUCUUUGUAACGACCGCGACCAAUGUGGUGUUUUUCUCCAUGUCUUCUUGGGUGCAAAGAUUAGAGUCUGAAUUGCAGGCCGAGGACACGUCUGGCUCGGGCUUCCGGCUCCAAGUUCUUUGCAGUGGGAAUGUUGCCCAGAGAGAGCGGAUUUUACAAGUUUCAGACGCGGAUGUUACUGCCCAGAAAGGGCACCUCGCUGCAUCUCUAGUGUUCUACGACUUCGAUCUUGGAUACCUCCUUCUCACCUACCAUCCAUCUAAUCCGUAUGCAGCUGUCAUGGAAGCUCCAGAGGACACAUUUUCUGCAGCGAUGGAUUUGCGCUCGUACGAUCAAAACAAUACCGUGCCAGCAUCUCCUGCGCUGGUUCCCCGCCGGGCUCCCUACCAGGUUCCAGCUAUACUCUACGCAAACUCUCCACUGGAUUCUUUCAUCGAGAAGCACGUCCCGCACCGCCAACGACAUACGCUCAAGGAGCAUGUACGUCUGUCUCCUGCAACGCUCGACCUGGUUACCACGGCACACCGUGUCCUGUCGGCCCACACGAAUGCACUCGAACGAGCUGCUUCGGACUUGUUUCGCCGGUGUGAGAGGUUGCAUGGUGAGAUGAAGGACCAGCUUAAGCAGCUUUCGGAUGUCGCCGAGCGGAUUAAGGGGGUGACGAGCGAGGUUGACGAAGACGGAAGUCGCAAGGAUGGCUCUAGAAGUGGGGAAGCUCUGAACAAGAGACUCCAGACUGCGAAGGACAAACAGAGCGAGCUUGUACAAAGAUACGAUGCGCUGCGAAAGAAGGUUCUCAAUUCUGGUGGCCGGCCGCUCAGCGAGAAGGAGAAGGCCUGGGUUUCUGAAGUCAACACCCUGUCCGAGUCUGUCGACAACAAUGCAUCCACGGGCGGCGAGGGCGAUCAACAACUCGCGCAGCGUUUGGAAACUGUCAAAAGUCUUGCCGUCGACCUCGUGUCCGAAACCAAAACCCUUGCAGCCAAGGCGUCUUCACCCCCCGAGCCCGGAAGCCCCUCUUCUCCGGCUGGCUCUCAACCCAAGGUGCCACAGCGACUUCAGCGUGCUAAGAUUGCUGAUGCGAUGAGAAUGGUUGAGCGAGAGUCUGCGGUCAUCGACGCCAUCACUUCUCGUCUGGAGCGGCUCAACACGAGCUUGUAA
Molecule: messenger RNA, 2646 nt
Organism: Penicillium canariense
Lineage: Eukaryota; Fungi; Ascomycota; Eurotiomycetes; Eurotiales; Aspergillaceae
Exons: 4
Coding region: 1-2646 (881 amino acids)
Biological process (GO): mRNA export from nucleus; protein import into nucleus; ribosomal large subunit export from nucleus
Cellular component (GO): nuclear pore
Molecular function (GO): structural constituent of nuclear pore
Source: RefSeq, a predicted model, not a curated record